This is a messenger RNA of Haplochromis burtoni (Burton's mouthbrooder), 3789 nucleotides long. RefSeq names its product zinc finger and BTB domain-containing protein 16-A. The transcript is spliced from 7 exons. Gene Ontology annotation, biological process: regulation of immune system process; negative regulation of transcription by RNA polymerase II; regulation of cytokine production. Gene Ontology annotation, molecular function: protein binding. Lineage: Eukaryota; Metazoa; Chordata; Actinopteri; Cichliformes; Cichlidae. Bases 240 to 2168 code for a protein of 642 amino acids. The record is from RefSeq and is a predicted model, not a curated record.
GGCAGUCUCGCUUUCCCCUGCUGGUUUGACUGUCGUGGCUGGGUGAUGAUUUGCUUACUUGGAGCAGGACUGAGUUUGGAGCGGGUACUGUGAAAUGUGUAAGCAUGAUACUGCCUGGAUAAUCAGCGGAGGACAUUAGGAGACGGAGACCUACAGCGAACUGAAAGCAAAGCAGGCAGGACAGCCACACCUCAUGCGUGGGCUCAGCAAAGGUCCGAGUGGAUAGGGGUCUGACAAACAUGGGUGUUCUUCAACUCCACAAUCCCACUCACUCCAGCACGCUCCUGCAGCGGGCUAAUCAGAUGCGUCUGACCGGCACCCUGUGUGAUGUCAUUAUCACAGUGGAUGGCCAAGAGUUUCCAGCGCACCGCACCGUCCUGGCCUGCACUAGCAAAAUGUUCGAGAUCUUGUUCCACCGCAGCAGCCUGCGCUACGCCCUGGACUUCCUGUCCCCCAAGACUUUCCAGCAGAUCCUAGAGUACGCCUACACCGCCUCGCUCCAGGCCACAGCUGAGGACUUGGACGACUUGCUGUAUGCUGCUGAGAUUCUGGAGAUCGAGUACCUGGAGGAGCAGUGCCUGAAGGUGCUGGAGACCAUCCAGGCAGAGGAGAGCGAGGAAGUGGCGGUCAGGAAUCACAGCUCCGGAGAUCACAGUGACCAUGGCCGGGCCAGGCACUGGAGGCAAAUGCUGAUGUCCAAGAAGCAUUCCAUACAGGAUGGACCCAACCACACCAGUCCCACAGCUCUACACCACCUGGCACUGUACCACAUGACUGAGAGGAGCUCUCCUGGCCCAGAGCCUGAGGCAGCUCCUGAAUCGAGCCCCAAGCAGGACACAGUGGUAGACAUGGAGAACUCCCAGAAGGCUCAGCAUAGCGGUGUAGAGAUAGCCCAGGAUUCAUCCCACGAACCUCCCAGAAGUAUAAAAUUAGAGCGCAUGCAGGUGGAUGAUGCCAACAGCUAUGAGGGCAGAUCCUCCAGUGCAGGGGAGGGAAGCUGCAUCUCAGACCAGCCUAGAGACGAAGGCCCGGGGACGCCCCUGAGAGGUAGCGUCAUCACCAGUGCUCGAGAGCUGCACACAGGCCCCGAGGAUGGAGGACAAAUGGCAGGAAACACUCUUGACUGUUUUCCCGGGAUCUCUGAGAAACACCUGGCCUCCAUAUACUCUGUGCCAUCCAACCACACAGGGGAGGGCAUGCCAGUGUCUGUUUCUGUGGCCCCAACCCUGGGUGUGCCACUAGACCCGAGAACCUACAGUGGCCUGCUGCACCAAGGGUUGCUGCACAGGGAGCUCCUGAGCAGGCUUGGCCAGUUUGCAGCAGGGAUGAGGCACGAGGCCCCAGCUCAAGGCCAGCAGUGUUGUGGCGAAUGUGGGCUCCAGCUGCACAGCCGGCAGGCUGCGGAGCAGCACAGGAGGCUCCAUAAUGAGGAGAAGGGCAAUGGCUGUGAAUACUGUGGCAAACACUUCCAGGACAGCAUGCGGCUCAGGAUGCACAUGCUGUCUCACACAGCUCCUGCAGAGGCGCUCGUGUGUGAUCAGUGCGGAGCGACAUUCUCCUCAGAGGACGCUCUGGAAGCCCACAGGCAAACACACACAGGGACUGACAUGGCGGUGUUCUGUCUGCUGUGUGCAAAGCGCUUCCAGACCCAGAAGGCCCUGCAGCAGCACAUGGAGGCCCAUGCAGGCAUGCACAGCUACAUCUGUAGCCACUGCGAGCGCCCCUUUCCAAGCCACACUACCCUCAAAAGGCACUUGCGCUCACACACGGGCGAUCACCCGUUUGAGUGUGAAUUCUGCGGGAGCUGUUUCAGAGAUGACGGCACGCUGAGGGGCCAUAAACGCAUCCACACGGGAGAGAAGCCUUACGAGUGCAACGGCUGCGGGAAGAGGUUCAGCCUGAAACACCAGCUAGAGACACAUUACCGCGUACACACAGGUGAGAAGCCAUUUGAGUGUAAGCUCUGUCACCAACGGUCAAGAGACUACUCUGCUAUGAUCAAGCACCUGCGCACUCACAACGGAGCGUCUCCGUACCAGUGCACCAUCUGCCAGGACUUCUGCCCCAGCCUGGCUGCCAUGCAGAAGCACAUGAAGGGCCACAAACCCGAGGAGGUGCCGGCGGAUUGGAGGAUAGAAAAGACUUACCUGUAUGUCUGUUACGUCUGAGCAGGACUUGGACUCCAAGCACAGUCUGACUGGCACACACACUCACACGCACACGGUCACUGUUGGAUGAAAACCUGUGUUGCUGGUUUGAAAUGUUUCUGUAAGGGUUUUUGAAAGAGUCUGAAUUCUUGUUGGGUGAACUGGGAAGUGUAUUAUGGAGAGAUGUCGCUGAAAGAGAUACUGAGUUGGUUUUAUUUGUUUUUUCCCGACAAUUAGACGUGCAAGCACGAAAACAGAUGGGCGUACACGUCAGGGCUGCAACCAAUGUUCAUCAUCAGUCAGGUUAUUUUUACUCUAAAAGGGAAAAAAAAGGGCAGAAGAAGUCACAUUUUGUUGACAAGCUGAAUUCUUUAAAGAUAUUUGCCCAAAAAAGUCCAAUAAAUAUUGCAGGAUUAAUCGAUUAUCACAUUUUUGACAGUUUCCUGAUGACUUAACCGUUUUAGCCCUGACGUGCACAAACAUAGACACACACCGUCUCCCUCGCACACAAGUUUUGAUAAUCACUGUAUCUCUAAUGGAUCCACUGUGGUUAAAAUCAAUGCCACAAUGGCUGUGACUGCUGACCUGUAUGUGUAGCAGGAGCAUUUUGACUGAUUGCUAAACCAUCAGACAACCCGAGUUAUCGUCUGUGAUUUGCAGUAGAUGUUGAAAUAAUUCCACGAAGGCUUGAUUGGCUGAACUUUGCAACAUUUUCUCUCCUAAUUUCCUGUGACUGCUUUGGGUUUUUUUGUUUUUUCUCCUGCUGUUGGAUUUUUAUUUGAGUUGUUUCUUUUCUGCAUGUUUUACUUGAAUGGCUGCCACGUUUUGACCUCAUAAGCUUGAUCUCUUUAAUUGCCUUGUCUUUCUUGCAGUGGGUGUUAUUGUUUCAGGUGGGUGGGGUAGCUGGCUCACAAUUUGAGUUUCUCUUGUAAUAAGGUUGUGCUAUUUAUACGUUGUUUAUUUGUUACCAAAUAUGCGCUGGUUUUCAUCAGACGGUCCGUCUCUCUUGGGAUGAUUUCUAGUAGAGCGAGCUCUACCUCUCCUUGCUUUUCACUGUUUUAAAUCCACUGCAAAUUAUUCAUCCAUCAGCCGUUUUCAGUUUGUUUGGGUUUUUUUUAGAAGUCAUCAUAAAUUACAUGGUCAAAAAGUGUGUAAAAAAUGCCUCAACACGGCUUUCUGUGUAUUUUUUUUUUUUUUUUUUAAAAAAAAAAAUCCUUUAAGGAACAGUUUAUCCAAAAAUCAAAUGUAGGUAUUUUUCCUCUGGUCUGUAGUGCUGUUUAUUCAUCUGGUGCGAGUCGCCCAGUUUUUAUAGAGAUGCUUGUCUUCUCUUGAUUAUGAUGGAAUCAAAUGGUACAGAGACUGACCCGGUUACUUUAAAAGAAACAAAACCCCAAAACUCUGUUGUGAGCAAUUUCAUGUAGGGACUAUUUACUCUGUAGUUUCUGUAAUCGCUAACCAAAAGAAGCCUGCAGGUAGCUAACAUUACAGCUCAGCCACAAGCACGAGCCUUUUGUGAUGCCGUCUGAUACAACUGCCGUGUGGAAUAGUUGAUAUAUGAAAAAACUGAGCUUUUUGUGUUUUGGUUGAUUUUUUUUAUUUGCAUAUUGAGAUAAUGAUUUCUAUUUACUUUGAUGAAUUUCAA